AUGUCCAAGAGCGUUCUAAGCGAGAGGCAGCGUGAUGAGCUGCACAAGGCCAUUUUGGACUACUUGAGCACCAAUGGAUUCACAGAGUCGUUCCAGACAUUCAGGAACGAGUCUGGGAAUCAAGCCUUUACUCCAGGACCGAAGCAGAAUUCCUCAGGAUUGCUGGAGAAAAAAUGGACCUCUGUGAUCCGUUUGCAAAAGAAGAUCAUGGACCUUGAAAGCAAAAUGACGGCUAUGCAGGAGGAACUCAGCAACGCACCCGUCAGGAAAGUCACUAGUUCAGGAGACUGGAUUCCUCGGCCACCUGAGCGCUGGACGUUGACAGGCCAUCGCAACCCGAUCACACGUGUGGCAUUCCACCCUGUUUUUACCAUUCUCGCUUCUGCUUCAGAAGACACCACAAUACGGAUCUAUGAUUACGAGACGGGCGAAUACGAGCGGACACUCAAGGGACACACCAAGGCCGUUCAGGAUCUUGCCUUUGACCCGAAGGGCAACUUUUUGGUGUCGUGCUCAAACGAUCUGAGCAUCAAAAUUUGGGAUCUUCAGCAGGACUACAAAUGCAUUAAGACAUUGUUUGGACACGACCACAGUGUGUCGUCAGUUGCCUUUCUUCCUUCUGGCGACAUGAUUGCCUCAGCAUCUCGCGACAAAACAAUCAUGCUCUGGGAGCUCUCCACAGGGUACUGCGUGAAGACAAUCGCGGGACACUUGGAGUGGGUUCGAUUCAUUCAGCCAAGUCAGGAUGGGCGUCUCCUUGUGAGCUGCUCUAGCGAUCAGACGGCGCGUGUUUGGGAUGUCUCGACAGGAGAGUGCAAGAGCGAGUACAGAGGACACGACAACGUUGUAGAAUGCGCAGCCUUUGCACCCUUGGCUGCUUACCCUUUCAUCAAGGAGCUCAUUGGAAUCGACCCCAAAGUGAGCUCCAAGGAGCAGCCUCUUCCUGGACAGUAUGCUGCCACAGGUUCAAGAGACAAGACUAUCAAGAUCUGGGAUUCUACAGGACAAUGCAUCCACACCCUGAUUGGUCAUGAUAACUGGGUCAGAGGGCUGGUGUUCCACCCAUCGGGCAAGUUCCUGCUGAGUGCUUCGGACGACAAGACAAUGAAGAUUUGGGACUUGAAGUCAGGACGUUGUAUGAAGACGAUGGAGGCACACUCGCACUUUGUGACCUGCAUUGCAUUCAACACGACAAGUCCCGUUGUAGCGACGGGCUCGGUUGAUCAGGUAAUGAACAAUACUGAGCUUGAUAGCGAUACGGCUCCACCGGCUCCACUGCAUUGUAUAUUCUCGCACAUUGUCUGUUUGUCUGUUGAGGGAAACGUGCAUAGGGUCGCCAAAAAAAAUAAUACUGACAUUACCCCAUUUUCAUUUGAAAUCCUAUAA
Messenger RNA from Linnemannia hyalina, 1386 nucleotides. The record is from the annotation of a GenBank genome assembly. NCBI's taxonomy places the organism in Eukaryota, Fungi, Mortierellomycota, Mortierellomycetes, Mortierellales, Mortierellaceae.